AUGGAGGGCCGCGCGACGCCGCCGGCCCCGCGCUCCCCCACGCGGAGCCAGGUCGUGGAGCGCGAGGUCGAGGAGAUGGCGGCGAAGCGGCGCGAGAUGGACGAGCUCGAGUCGGCCCUCAAGGCCAAGUCCGAGAGCCUCGACGCGCGCGUGAGCCGCCUGCGCGUGUCCGCGGAGAAGCAGCGGUCCGCGGGCCGGGCGCGGCGCACGCCCGUGCCGAGCCGGUCGCCGGCGUCGUCGCGGGCGCCGGCGUCGCCGCGGUCGCCGGCGUCGUCGCGCCGGGGGCGGCCCGUGGCGACGCCGUCCGCGUCGCCGCGGCCGUGGACGCCCGGCGGCGCGGAGCCGCGGCCGAGCCCCGGCGCGGCGCGGCCCCUGCCCGCCGCCGGCGCCGGCGACGCCGCGGCGGCAAAAUGGGCGUCCCUGUCGUCGGAGAUCGACGACGCGCUCGGCGCGGCCGCGGCGCGGCCGCCCGCGGCCGCGGCGCCGCCGCCGCGGCCCGCGGAGCCCGCGGCGGCGCGGCAGACGGCCCUCGCCGACGAGGUGCGGCGCGCCGCCGCGCGGGGCCGCGAGCUCGCGAGGAAGCUCAAGGCCGCGGACGUCGAGGGCGAGCGCCGCGCGACGGAGGGGCGGCAGCUCGCCGCGCUCUGCGAGUCCGUGGAGCAGCGCCAGCGCGCCAUGCUCGACCAGGCGGACCGCCUCGCCGCGCAGGAGCGCCAGCUCGCGGCGCGCCUCGCGGCCGUCGUCGCCCAGCAGGACCGGCCGGACGACGGCGACGACGACGACUUCGCCGCGGGCGACCGCCCGUUCGCGGCCGCGACGCUGGUCGAGGCCGCGGCGCUCCUCGAGCCGCGGCGCGACGCGUUGGCGACGCGGGCGGCGCGCGAGCCCGAGCGGCCGGGCGCCGCGCCGUCGCGGCUCGAGCGCGCGUGGCUCGGCGCGCUGCGAGCCGAAAUCGCGGCCGUCGACGCCGUCGGGCCGUCGAUCGCGGCGCUCUGGCCGCCGCCGAGCACGGCCGGCGCCGCGCCGGCGUCGGCGCCGCCCUGGGCGCGGCCCGCGGGCGGGCUCGCCGCGCCGCGCUGGGACGCGCGCGCGCCGUCCGCCGACGAACUUUUCGACGAGACGCUGUGCGCGCUCGCGUCGACGCGGGCGCUGCGGGCGGGCGCCCUGGGCCGCGGCGACGGCGCGGCCUUCGGCGGGGCCUGCGUCGUCGUCGACGUCUGCGGCGUCGACGCGCUCCGCGACGAGACGACGGACCGCUUCCAGAACACGCGCGGCGAGGGCGGCCUCCCGGAGUGGGGCGGCGGCGCCGCCGCGCCGGCGGCGCCGCCGGGCGCGUCGCGCGUCCGCGAGGCCGCCGCCGGCGCCGAGGAGCUCGCGGCCCUCGACGAGGCGCGGAGUCGGGCGCUGGAGCUGCUGCGGCGGCCCGAGGCGGACGGGUCCGCGGCGCUCGACGCGCGCUGGGCCGCCGUCGACGGCGUCUACGCGGCGGCGGCCGCGGCUUUGGCGGCCGCCGGCGGCGACGUCGUGCGCGUGACGACGUCGGGCGCCCUCGUCGCCUUUUUCCGCGACGACCGGGGCGUCGACGGCGCCGUCGCGGCGGCGGCGCUGUCGGCGCUCGCGCUCUGCGCGUCCGAGGGCCCCGUCGCGGGCGCCUGCGAGGCCGCGGGUCUGCCGAGCGUGCGCUGCGCCGUCGCCGCGGGCCAGCUGCGCGUGUCCGAGGUCGCGCUGGGGCCCGACGAGAUCCGGCUCGUGCCCUCGGGCGCGGCGCUCGAGGCGGCGACGCGCGCGCUCGCCGUCGGCGGCGGCGAGAUCGGCGACGUCGUCGCCACGGUAGACGCCAAGGCGCGCCUGUUGAAGCGGGGCUGGCCCAAGGCCGCCUUCGAGCCCGAGGACUUUGCGGCCCGCGGCAAGUUCACGACGCUCGUCCGCGCGCGCAAGCCGCCGCCGCCGCCGCGCGGCCCGGCCUCGACGAAGGAGCGGGGCCCGCUGCGCGCGGCCCUCGUCGCCGCGCCGAGCCCGCGGGCCCGGUCGGGCGUGCGAUCUCGCGUGCCCCUGCUGGCCCGCGAGGACGCGGCGGCGCCGGGCGACCCGCGGCGCGUCCACGGAACGCCCGCGGGCGCGUCGGGCUGCACGAUCGUCUGCGCCAAGGUGGUGGUCGCCGGGGGCCUGACGCAGGCGACGCGCGACGGCGCUGCCAAGGCCGUGAGCCGCGGCGUGCGGGGCUUCGGCGGGCGCGUCGUCGACGUCGCGGCGUCCGACGACUGGAUUACCAUCUGCGCCGCGUUCUUCGCCGAGCCGCCGCUGCGCGCGUCGGCGGGCCGCGGCGCGGCGGCGGCGCUCGCCGUGGACUACGCGCUGACGGCCCUGGAGACGGCCGCGCGGAUGACGUGGGGCGUCGGCGCCGCGUCCGGGUUAGGGGUGCGGAAGACGUGCGGCCGGCCCGACGCGGGCAAGGCCCACUUCGUCACGUCCACGGCCAUCGCCGCGGCCAUGGCUUUAGCGAAUGGCGCGGCGUCCAAGGUGAACUGGGCGGCCCUCGACGCGCGGCACGCGCACGACGGGGCCGCGCCGCGGGUAUUGUGCGACGAGGCGACGCAGCGCGCCGCGCGGAAGCAGACCGUGGCCCUGCCGCUGGCCUACUUCCCGCGGGGCGCGGAUUUCAGCGGCGACGCGCCCGACGACUCGGCGGCGGCGGCGGCGGCGCUCAAGGGGCCCCACCUCGCGUCGCCGUGGGGCGCGAAAAGAGCCGUGGGCUUCUCGCGCGACGGCCACUUCAUGCUCCUGCCGGCGGCGGAGGCGCCGGAGUUGGUGAGCGGCCUCGACGCGGACACGCCCCGCUGCGUGUCCUGCCCCGCGCCCCUGCUCCGGGCCGUGUCGGACCAGCGCGGCGGCGACGACCACCACGUGCUCCUCGACGACCCGCUCGGCGACCUCGCGCCCAAGGCGAAGCAGCUCGCGAAGCGCGCCUUCGCGCUGGCCUUCGGCCACUGCCGCGCGGCGGACGACGGCGCGCCGCCCGCGGGGCCCGGCGGCCGCCGCGAGCCGCGCGCGGCCGCCGCGCCGCUCGGGCGGUCCGCGUUCGCGAAGCUGCUGCCGGCGCUGCUCGGCGCGGGCUCCUACGACGACGCCCUCGCCGACGCCCUCUGGGCGCGGUCCGGCGGCGACGCGGCGACGGCGACGGAUCUCGCGCGCGCGUGGGCGCGGUUCCCGCGCGACGAGGGCGAGGACGACGGCAACGGGUCGCUGCUGCUGCUCGGCGACGCCUACGAGGCGCUGCGCGCGCGCUGCGCCGACGUGCCCCGGACCGCGCGGCGCGAUUUACUGGCGGCCGUGGACGCGCUGCCGCCGCCGCACCAGCUGCUGCUCCGCGCCGCGGCCGUCGCGGCGGGGUGCGGCGACGUCGGCCUGCUGCGGGCCGCGCUCGCCCCGACGCCGCCGGGCGCGCCGGGCGUCGGGGGCUUCGAGGCCUUUGGCGCGUCCUGCGACCGGAGCGGCUUCCCCGCCGGCGAGGAGACGUUUGACGCCGUUUUGGACGGCCUCGCGGAGCUCGGCUUUCUAACGGUCGACCGCGCGCGCGCCGCGUUCUCGUUCCCCGACGCGCUCCUCCACGACGCCGUCCUCGACUCGACGCCGGCGAAGCGCAAGCGCGCGCUCCACGCCUUCCUCGCGAAGCGGCUCCGGUCCGCGCAGCGGCGCCACGCGGACGCGCCGGGCGGCGAGGAGCGCGCGGCCGUCGCGCUCGCGCACCACGCGGUCGGCGCGGGCGACGCGGAGCUCGCCUGCGAGGCGGCGGCGGGGCUGGCGGCGCUGGGCGGCGCGACCUUCGUGGCGGCCUUCGCCACCGUCGCGGUCCUCGGCGCGCCCGCGCCCGCGCAAUCGGUGGACGUGCCGCUCGCGCCCGACGAGGUCCUGGCGCCGCGCCGCGCGACGGCGCUCCUCGCGUCCCUGCCGGCCUACCGCGGCGCCCUCGACGCGCUCCGGGCGGCCCAGGUCGCGACGACGCUCCUGAAGGCCGCCGACAAGUUCCUCGCGAAGUUGAAGCUCCCGGCGACGGACGACGCGGACCCGGCGGACUUCGAGGCGGGGGGGGCGCUGGCGUAA
Molecule: messenger RNA, 4101 nt
Organism: Aureococcus anophagefferens
Lineage: Eukaryota; Pelagophyceae; Pelagomonadales; Pelagomonadaceae
Exons: 1
Coding region: 1-4101 (1366 amino acids)
Source: RefSeq, a predicted model, not a curated record